This is a messenger RNA of Camelus dromedarius (Arabian camel), 7732 nucleotides long. It is a transcript of the gene PANK3, whose product is annotated as pantothenate kinase 3. NCBI's taxonomy places the organism in Eukaryota, Metazoa, Chordata, Mammalia, Artiodactyla, Camelidae. Gene Ontology annotation, biological process: coenzyme A biosynthetic process. The record is from RefSeq and is a predicted model, not a curated record. Gene Ontology annotation, molecular function: ATP binding; pantothenate kinase activity. Gene Ontology annotation, cellular component: nucleus; cytosol. The transcript is spliced from 7 exons. Bases 312 to 1424 code for a protein of 370 amino acids.
CAGUGCGGCGGCGGCGGCUCGGGGGAACGGGGCCUUUUGUUUGGAGCGGCGGCGGGGGGGGCCCGGGAGCGGCGAGGCCGGCGGCCUUCCCCAGCUCGCUAGCUCCCGGCCGCCCCUCGCGGGGGUGGGGCGGCCGCCCCCUGGGCCGGGCCUCGUCUUAGGCGCCGCCGCCCCGCCCUUGGCCCGCCCCGCCCGGCCCGAGGGGAGGAACCGGCCGGGCCUCCCCUAGAGGCCCAGCCACCUCCGGAGUCGCAGCCAGAAGCCUCCGCUCACGGAACCCGAGGCUGCCUCUCGCCCCUCAGGCCGACGCCAUGAAGAUCAAGGAUGCCAAGAAACCCUCUUUCCCAUGGUUUGGCAUGGACAUUGGGGGAACUUUAGUGAAGCUCUCAUACUUUGAACCUAUUGAUAUCACAGCAGAGGAAGAACAAGAAGAAGUUGAGAGCUUAAAAAGUAUCCGGAAAUAUUUGACUUCUAAUGUAGCAUAUGGAUCCACUGGUAUUCGGGAUGUACACCUUGAACUGAAGGAUUUAACACUUUUUGGCCGGAGAGGGAACUUGCACUUUAUCAGAUUUCCAACCCAGGACCUGCCUACUUUUAUCCAAAUGGGAAGAGAUAAAAACUUCUCAACAUUACACACGGUGCUAUGUGCUACAGGAGGUGGUGCUUACAAGUUUGAAAAAGAUUUUCGCACAAUUGGAAACCUCCACCUGCACAAACUGGAUGAACUUGACUGCCUUGUAAAGGGCUUGCUGUAUAUAGAUUCUGUCAGUUUCAAUGGACAAGCAGAGUGCUAUUAUUUUGCUAAUGCCUCAGAACCUGAGAGAUGCCAAAAGAUGCCUUUUAACCUGGACGAUCCCUAUCCACUGCUGGUAGUGAACAUUGGCUCAGGAGUCAGUAUUUUAGCAGUCCAUUCCAAAGACAACUAUAAACGAGUAACUGGGACAAGCCUUGGAGGGGGUACUUUUCUGGGUUUAUGUAGUUUAUUGACUGGCUGUGAGAGUUUUGAAGAGGCUCUUGAAAUGGCAUCCAAAGGUGACAGCACGCAAGCUGACAAGCUGGUCCGUGAUAUUUACGGAGGCGAUUAUGAAAGAUUUGGUCUGCCUGGCUGGGCUGUAGCAUCUAGUUUUGGGAAUAUGAUUUAUAAGGAGAAACGAGAAUCUGUCAGUAAAGAAGAUCUAGCGAGAGCUACUUUAGUUACUAUCACCAAUAACAUUGGUUCUGUGGCACGGAUGUGUGCUGUUAAUGAGAAAAUAAACAGAGUUGUCUUUGUUGGAAACUUUCUACGUGUCAAUACUCUUUCAAUGAAACUUUUGGCAUAUGCACUGGAUUACUGGUCAAAAGGUCAACUGAAAGCGUUGUUUCUAGAGCAUGAGGGCUAUUUUGGAGCAGUUGGUGCACUCCUUGGGCUGCCAAAUUUCAGCUAAAGCAUCAGGUUUCUCUCUGCUAAUAAAUGUCAUCGAAGAGGAGCUGAAAACCAGAGGCAUUAUUACUGCAUUAUUUGUCACUGGGAACCAAAGGAUGAGAGAGUGGCACUAUGCCGGUUGAUCUGUAAAGGUCAAGAUGGUGAGCUGCUACUGUCGCCGUAUUAAAAAGAGAGCUCCGGUAACGUGAGGUGUUUCUGAUGGAAAUGCUUUCCCUUUUGUAUAUAGCCAGUGUUAAAUCCUUAAAUGCAGCACAGCCUCUGAUUGUGGAGCUUCCUCUCAAAAAGAUUUUCUAUUUAUUUUAUGUAGCCAACGUUGCAGUACUGUAUGUUCAAACGUGAAUCUUAAAAGUCUCAGAAAUGCUUAUUAGCUCAUGAAAAUAAUUGAUUCUGAGUAUUUGUUACAAGUCUGUUCUUUGUAUGUCUUGGUUACUAGUAAGUGGACAGUAACAUACUGUGUAUCAAAGCUUAGGGAAAUGGCAAUCAAAGAUGAUUUUUAUGUGAUUUUUAGAAUUGUUAAGGCAAUAUUAAUUAUUCAUUAUUGUUUUCUAGACAUAUCUUCUCCCCAAAAGCAUGCUCAUGUGAUCUUUCCCCAGAAGUAUAACCUUUUUCAAAUGCCAUAAUUGAAUUGAAAUACUAUUGUUAAACAUUAGCCUGAAUUUUAAAAUGAAUCCUAGAAAAUGCACAUGAUUGGCAAUACAGCACUUUUUGUGUUUUGAGUUAAUCAGUACGUUUAAAAAUGUUGAAUAAUUGGAGGCUUACUUAUGUAUUUGGAAAUCCGUUCAGUGAAGUCCCAGGGCAGGGCCAUUCUAAUGGAAUAUGUUCAUAUUGAUAGGGUUUUGUGCUCUUUCUGUGCCGCAUUUAUCUUAGCCCCAAACUUAGCAGUUUCUGUUUAAUUAGGUCUGAACCACCAAGCUAAAGACUUUCUUCUGUUAUGAACAGCAACAAAAUCAUUUAUUCUAAACGGAUGUUACGGAAAUCCAAAAGAUGAGUUGUUUUGAAGCGGGGGGAGUCUGAGGCAGUCCUGCAGAAUCAUAAGAGGAUCAGUGUUGCGUACAUUCUGGUAAUAAAAGCAUUAUAGUUACAAAAUUUAUAAAUUCUUUUGCCUUGGAAUUUAUUCUCUAUUUUGAAGUCAUUUUUUAUAAUCUUAUACAUUUUUUCAGAAUUUUCCUUUGGCAGUAACAUUUUGGAGGUCCAGUAGUGCAGCGAAGUUUUUCAAGACUAUUAGCAGUUUAGGAAGUCCAAAGACUUGGGAAAAAAUAUUCACCUCCUUAAAUUACCAGUAAAUCUGGAUGUGCUUUGAAGAGCUUGAAACUUGUUUACAUUACAGGAAGAAGGAAGUAUUAUGAUGUGUUUUUACAGAACACAGUUUUGCUCCAGAGAGAAUAAUUUUUAGUUGACUCUUAAGAGGUGCUUGAAAGAGACAUUUCUCCUUAUAGUUUUCAAAUUUUGUGCUCAAAUACUUAAAAUUUGGUUUUCUUUAUCUAUAGACUUGAACAUAUAAAUAAUAAGAGUGAAUAUUUAGAGGGAAAAGCCUGUGAAGGUAAUUUUUUAGAAUUUAGAAUCUUUGGAGCGUUGAAUUCAUGUCAGUCAGCGGUCAUUUUGAAAACCUGCAAUGACUAAACAUUUCUACUUUAAUGUUUCCAUUUUAGUGACUAGUUAUUUCAGCCAAAAGCCAUCUGUUUAAUUUAUUUUAGAGUCUGAUGAUUUGGGCAUCUGUACAAAAAAGUUUUAGUUUAAAUGAGAAACUUCACGUUUUAUACUUGUGGCAGACUGUACAUUGGCAGUUAGACACGUGGGGCCGUCUUUAAGAAAGAAAUGGAAAGGUCAAGGUAUAUAUGAGUUAGUUUGAUCAAUACUUUUGUUAAUUUGGAACUGUGAUGCAUCCUUUUUCUCUUUUGAAAAUGAAGUUACCUGCUAAAAUGCACAUGAAGUGAACAGCUGUCUCACCACUGUUGCGCUUGGCUUUUCUCUUGUAGAAUCUAGACUUGCUGGAGUAAUCCUAAAAAGCAUUUCUAAUAAUUGUACAGAAUUGUGAUGAAGGCCACCAGGAUUCUAGUUUUUUAUUAUGACCUCAGGAAACCGCUUGUAAGCAUACAGUGGUGGUAAAUAGUUUCGGUUCUAAUCCCAGUCAACCUAAUGCCUCAAGGCUCUUAUGUUCUUGAACAGUGCUAAUAGAAAUGUGAGCCACCUGUAAUUUUGCAUUUUCUAGUAGGCACAUUUAGAAAGCAAAAAUUACUAAAUUACGUAUUUCUGUUUAACCCAGUAUGUCAGAUACGUUAUUUCAACAUAGAAUCGCUAUAAAAAGGUAUUUGGGAGGUUUUUUGAGGGGAGGGGGUGCCUAGUCUUCAAAGCCAGCGUUAUAUUUAACACUUACAGCACAACUCAACUCAGACUAACCACAUUUCACGUUCUCAGUAGCCACGUUUGGGUAGUGGUUCCUGUGUUAGUGCAGGUUCUGGAACUAGCCCUUCAAGAUGAACACUAUCAUGUAUUCACUAAAACUUCAUUAAUACGGGCUUUUUAAAGAAUGUUAGAGAGGGGACCAUAUGGGAACCUUAUUUUUUAAAUUCAUGAAGAGCGAUGAGAAGGACCUCAUUUGGCCUGGUUUAUUUCACUCCGUCCAGCUAUAUUUCUGACCAUUCCAAAAACACCUUGUAUCGCCUCCUGCCGUCUCAGCAUAGUAUGUGUCAUUUUUCUAAUGAUACCGAUAAAGUUGCUCAAGACACAUCCUGACCAUCCUCAUCUGUCUUCAAAAUGUGUAUUUCCUUCACUGAAGUAAAUUUGAUGAUUUUAAUGACUUUAACUCUCCCCCCUGCCCACCUUAUCUAAUUGAACUUUGAGAAGCCAAUUUUAAAGGACUAAAUAAAGAGACCCUUUUAAUUCUUCACUGAGUUCCAUGUACACAAAGAGAAUCUUCUUUGUAACUUUGGAUUUAAUUUUCAUUUUUAAAAAACUGCAGUAACAUUUUCUAACGCAAGGAGCAGUCUCAGUUUGUUCUGGGGGCUUGGUAAAGAACACAGGGUCUAGAACUUCCCACCACCACUACCCCUUCCCCCAAAAGAUUGAUUGCCUUUUAACGAGACUUUCAGAACCAGUGGCCUUUGGUCCUACACCCCAGCGCCUCCGAAGACAAAGUGCUAGUAGACAUCCCUGCCUGUUGAUGCGGGCAUGCUCGCUCAGCUGCUCUAGUUUAAAUAGGUGGGCUCUUAGUUUAGGUAAAGUUAGUGCCGUCGCCAGUAAUACACAUGGUAUCUGACAGUCCUAGAGGUUCAGGUUAUUUGCCAAAUAUUAGACUAUGAAGAUUCCUGAGUUGUUUUUUUUUUUUUUUUACCUUUGUGUGCAAAUGUGAUUGGUAUAUUGUAAGUACCAGCUCUUGAAAGUCCAUUUCUGUAAGAAAAAUGGUGCAGCUCAAAGGGAGAAGGUUUUCCUCUGUGUCCAGCGGUACCCCUGCCUUCUAAGAGCAGUCCAUCCCAUCUUGCCUUGAUUUCGAAGGUUGCAUGCUUGGGUGGAAAGCUUUAGCAAGGCAGCAGUUUCCAGAUGUCCUUUAUAGCCACUCUACCUGUUAUGUGCAAAAUUUUUCAAAUUUUGUUCAGCGUGACAUUUUUCUGUUGAGCACUUUAUCCUUUUUAGUCUCUUGCACCUGAGAAUGUAGUUUAGAAAUUCUUUCUCCUUUAAAGCCAUGUAAAAACCGAUAAAGGAUAAUCACUAGAAAGAUGAGUGAUGCGUUGUUUUGCAUUUCACUCACUGUUUUGUGGUAUGUGUAACGAAUAUGAGAAACAUACCACAUUUUUGUAGUCGUGCUCUUUGUCUUUAUGAGACGUGAUAUGCCCUGAAGUGUCAGUCGAUGUCCUGUUUUCCCAGUAAGCUUGUUUAUUUUAGGGUAUUUUAUCCUACUGCGGAAGGGAUUCAGCCAGCUUUGUUUCUAUCAUCAGAUAACCUCAGAAAAUAAUGUGCUUUAUCUGUAUCACUGCCUGUUUUUAAUGUUUUAUAUUUCUACUGAGCCUAGUAGUUGAUCAGCAAAGACCCCAAAAUGUGAGUAAUUUUUUUUCCUCCUUUAAGGUAUUUGAAUAGCCUAUUGAAGAUAAUGGUUCUGUGAAAAAUAAACCAUCCCAGCUUUUCGACCGUAUCUAAAUUUUCAGUGAUUUCCACUUCCACGAAGCCCAAGUGUCUUCUUAAAGCAGUCCCGUUGUUCCUGUUACCUGUCUUCAGUGGUCGUGGGGUCAAUAACUUGAUAUUGUAACAGAAAAGGCACCAGCCACUGGUCUGACUUCUCUGAAUAUUAUUUUUUUUUAUUUGUGAAAUGAGGGUUUGAUUUGUUUUCAGUGGGAAGUGACUGGAUAAUGAUCAGGAUCUUGAGAAAGGCAGUUGCUCUGUUCAUUGCAGCGUUUGAAAUGACAAAAACAAUUCUUUCAGACAUUCAGCGUCAUGUUUUAGAGUUCAUUUUAUUUGUAUAUGUUGAGAGGUACUAGAUUUCGGAUUCUCACCAAACCACUAGAGUUAGUUAUUCUCUCAUAAUGUUAUGUUAUUGCCUGUAAUGGCCAAGUAGUAGCUAUACCUUAAAUGAAGGGUUUAUAUCUGUGUAUAUAUAUAAAAAAUUGGAUGUGUAUGUGCUUUAAUCUGUAAAGGUAUCUAAUUUUUAUUGUGCUAUAACUUCAGCAUUAUAUGGGCAUUAUUAUAACUUUCCCAUUGUACAAAAAGAAACAUACCACUAAAUUUAUGGAUGUCUGAAAUUAGGUAUAUUGGGGGUUCUUUUAGCGGCCCUUUUCUUUAAGCUGUUUCUUACUUCUGAUCAUUCUGAGUGGGGAUGGAUGUGGGAUAAACCCCUCCUGGAGUUAUUUACUGCUUUUGUCAAACACAGUUCAUAGUGGAAUGUAUAAAGCACAGUUUUAAUUGCCUGCAAGUGAGUUGAAAUGGAGUGUAGUCAUCUACAUCAAAUAGGAUAAAGACCCAAAAUACCUUUAUCCUUAGGAUUGCCUGAGAAUAAUCAGAUUGGACAUGUGUGUGGUAUUUCCAGCUUACUAUGUAAAAUAAAUGUACCAGUGAGUCGAUACUGGGACUUCAGGUACAACAGUUGGUGCUGAAUGAUGUGUUUGAGAGGAAACCAAUUUUUUUUUUUCCUUUUAAGAAAAAAAAAAACCCUAAAAAUCUUUACAUUCUGACUCUUUCUGUAGUCAAAAGGUUAUUUCUGGUUUUAGAUUUUCAGUCUUCUUGCUGCCAGUCAUUUUAUGUUCAGAAGAACUAAUGAGGCAUGUAUUUUUCAAAGGAGUGAAUGAAGGUAAAAUUCAAGGUUUUGAGUUGUAUAAAUAAGCAGCUAAAUUUCAAAUCUAAGAUAUUGCUGAUUUUUUUUCCUAUUUCUUAACAUUUUUCAUACAUAGCAGUGCUUAUAGUACGAGUAGCUUUCAAAGAAAACAUUUCAGUUUUUUAUAAUUUGUAAAAUAUACAUAUAUAAUAAUGCAGGUAGUUUGAGAUUAAUUUAGCUUUACAUGCUGUCUCUGAAUCAUCGGGAUCUCACACGUCACACAGUUGGUAAUUGUCACAAAUAUGCAGCCAUUUGAAAUUUGCCACUUUUUUUCUUUAGUUUACAACAUUUGGAAACAAAAGAUAACUUUAUAGACCUAACAUCAAUAUUCUGGUCUCAUUGUCCCAAAUAUAAUUAAUGGAAUGUGGAUAUAAGUGAGGUUAAGAUGGUUUUAUCAUUUUUAUGUACGUUAUGUGCUUUGACUUUAUUUGAACUACAGUGAAACUUGGACUUUUAACUGAAGUUGAAUGACUUUUGUCUUCUGCCCAGGUAUCGACCAAAUCAUACGUUGAAGUUUAUAUGUGUUAAUUUUACUUACAGAAGCCAUUUCUGUCUAAGUUGCCUUAUUCUAUCUAUUGCAUUGUUCUUGCCAAGUCUAAGCUCUGUCUUGUUGGAAUUCUUUUAACACUGAAUCUGUGAUGUAAAAAUGUAUAAUGUGCUACAAAUUUUAUUCAUAAUAAACUAAGUUAUAGCCUAUUAUAACCUAUAAAACAUUUCUUGUAAAUUGUCUAAUUUAUUUUUUCAUUUAUGUACAGUUUCUUAUAUAAAUUUUUAAAAUAAUUGUUGUGGUCUGUUCUAUAAACAUUCCUGUUCUCUUUUCCUUAAGGCUUAUUUGCAUGAAAGAAACUUGGGUUUUGCUUGUUGGUAUUAUAUGGCCAUUAGGCCAACUUCAGGACUCUGUACCUUUUAUGUAGUCUAACUUUUUCUAGUUUUGUUCAUAUUCUAAAUAAGUUAAAAUCAUGCUUUUUAUUUCUUACUUUGCAAAUAAAUUCUCUAAGUUGUUUACUAUA